CCUAACUAUGUAUUUCUGGUUUCAUAUUUCACAAUUAUCUGGGAUCCUUCGAAUGCGUUGAUCAGUGAUUAUCUGAUGGUUUGAGUUUUUUAUUUUUUCAUUUGAACUAAUUAAGCUAACGUCCUUGAAUGAUAUAAUGCAUACCUUUUUCAACUGAGCUAAUGUCUUAUUGUUGUGCCAACUGAAAGUUUAAUAUCAGUAGCAGAGCAUAUCACAGGUUUUUCCGCGCCUAGAUUGUGUUUCCUGAUUUUAAAAGGCAUAGUUAUUGAUGCUCCCUACAGCUACGUGAAAGUCCCCUCGUUAAUCAAUCUUAUGUGACCACUCCAAUUAUAGCACUUUCUUGAGUUGUAUUGAUUUGUUUCAUGCACGAAGGCACUUUCUAAGAGAGGGAACUAACAGCGCUUUUUAUUUUGGCUUAAAGCUGACGUGGGGCCCACGCCACGUCAGCGUCGGGUUUUUUGAGCGUUGGCUGGUUUCGUGCUCCAUAGACUUAUUGAGGUGGAUGAAAGUAGGAAUUUGAUCCUUGUCAGUUGUCACAAAUUACUCCCAUUAAUUGCACCUCCUUCAAUUCAACGCCAUCAAAACCAGCCCAAGAUCGAAGUAUGGCGAGAGUCAGGGACAGAAUGGAAGAUUUUAAAGAUGCUGUGCACCGCUCAGCUUUAUCUAUGGGAUAUGACGAGUCUAAACUGGCAGCUGUGAUGGCAUCUUUCAUUAUGCACAAACCUCGGCAAAGGUCAUCUUUUACCAAAGCUGCAUUGACUACGCUUGAAAGCAUCGGAGCUUUGGAACAGUUCUUGGUGAAGCAUAAGAAGGAUUAUGUAGACUUGCACCGCACCACUGAGCAGGAGAGAGACAGUAUUGAGCAUGAAGUUACAGUUUUUGUUAAAGCAUGCAAAGAACAAAUAGACAUUCUCAAAUCUAGUAUAAAUGAUGAAGAGUCAAACUCGAAGAGGUGGCUUGGCAUAAAGGGUGAUCAUUCUAAUGCAGAUACUAUUGCACACAAACACGGAGUGGUGUUGAUUUUAAGUGAAAGGCUUCACUCAGUAACAAGACAGUUUGACCAGCUUAGAGCGAUACGGUUCCAAGAAGCUAUUAACCGAGCAACACCCAGAAGAAGACUGAAGCGGGUUGCUGCAUCUAAAUCUGCGGACAACUCUCAUUCUAACAAGAUAGAGCUGAAGGAACCUAACCACUCAGAGCUCAUAGAGCCUGAUGAGGUUCAAACUGACCCUAUAAGAGUCCAGCAGCAACUUUUGGAUGAUGAAACUCGUGCCCUUCAGGUGGAGUUGACUAGCCUUCUAGAUGCUGCUCAAGAAACUGAGACGAAGAUGGUGGAAAUGUCUGCUUUGAAUCACCUCAUGUCAACACAUGUUCUGCAACAAGCUCAACAGAUAGAGUUUUUGUAUGAUCAGGCGGUUGAAGCUACAAAGAAUGUAGAACUUGGAAACAAAGAACUUUCCCAAGCCAUCCAACGGAAUAGCAGUAGUAGAACUUUCCUUUUGCUCUUUCUUUUUGUAAUGACUUUCUCAAUCAUCUUUCUUGAUUGGUAUAGCUGAAUGGAGGAAGACAAAGAUAAGUUUCAUUACCUGGAUGCAAUAUAUGGUUAUUCUGCUUGCUGAAA
Rhododendron vialii is the source of this 1621-nucleotide messenger RNA. Its product is annotated as syntaxin-81-like. NCBI's taxonomy places the organism in Eukaryota, Viridiplantae, Streptophyta, Magnoliopsida, Ericales, Ericaceae. Gene Ontology annotation, biological process: retrograde vesicle-mediated transport, Golgi to endoplasmic reticulum. Gene Ontology annotation, cellular component: SNARE complex; endoplasmic reticulum; membrane. The transcript is spliced from 8 exons. The record is from RefSeq and is a predicted model, not a curated record. Bases 603 to 1556 code for a protein of 317 amino acids.